AUGUCCAUCACACAGCAGGCCCAGGACGCCGCCGCCAAGCUCGCAGACACCGUCACCAGCUCCCUCAGCUUGGGCGGCCAGUCUUCCACCCUUCCCACCCUCUAUAUCGACGAGAAGGCUGGCUCGGAUACCGACGGGACUGGCGCUGAGCUUUCCCCCUUCGCUACUCCCCUCGCCGCCUACCAGUCGCUCAAACCCGCUCCUACCUCCGACGCCAACCCCACCUCUGUCGCCAACUUUUUGGUCCGCAAGGUCGACUCUGCUGAGCUCUCCGAAUGGGUAGAGAUCACCCCCUCUGCCAAGAAGAGAUUCGUCAAGGGUAUCGAGGGCUGGAGAAAAAAAGAGGCCAAGCAGGCUUUGGAGGGUGCUAGGAUUGAAAAGCAGAAGCAGGAGCAGGCCGAGAAGGACAGGCUCAGGCGAGAGGAGGCCCAGAAGAUUGUGCUUCUUGACGACCCCUCGAAGGAGUCCAAAACUAUCAAAGUUUGGGCAGCCCCCGAGUCUGUUGGUCAACGUGUCCGUCUUCAAGGAUGGGUUCACCGAUUCCGACCUCAAAAAACCAACUACUUUGUCGUCCUUCGUGACGGAUCAGGUUACCUUCAGUGUAUCCUCACUGGUGACUGCAUCAAGACUGUCGACGCUAUCGACUUGACUUCCGAGUCUACUAUCGAGGUUGUCGGUCAGCUGGAAAAGGUCAAGGAGGGCCAAACCGCCCCUGGUGGUGUCGAGCUCUCUGUGGAGUACUGGAAGAUUCUUGGCCGAGCUCCGGCCGGCCGUGAUGCCCUCGAAAGCCGACUCCAGCCUGACACUGACGCCUCCAUUCGAGCCGACCUCCGACACCUUGAGCUUCGUGGCGAGACCGCUUCUGCCGUCAUGCGCUUCCGAGCCCUCCUCCUCCGUGCUUUCCGAGAGAGCUUCAACAAGCGACGAAUCACCGAGGUCACCCCUCCCUGUAUGGUCCAAACCUCUGUUGAGGGUGGUUCCACUCUCUUCGCCUUCGACUAUUAUGGCGCGCCUGCGUACCUUACUCAGAGUAGUCAGCUCUAUCUUGAGACUGUCUUGCCUUCUUUGGGUGACGUCUACUGUAUCCAGGAGAGUUUCAGAGCUGAGAAGAGUUUGACCAGAAGACAUUUGUCCGAAUACACCCACCUCGAAGCCGAACUCGUCUUUAUCAAAUUCAAGGACCUCCUUGACCACCUUGAAGAUUUGAUUUGUGGUGUCGUGGAUGCCUUGCUCGCCGACCCUGUCGCUUCCGAGAUCAUCAAAUCCCUCAACCCCGAUUUCGUCGCCCCUCAGCGCCCCUUCGUCCGUCUCGACUACCGAGAUGCCAUCAAGUACCUCAACGAGCACGGCAUCAAGAACGAGGACGGUGAAGAUCACGUCAUUGGCGAUGACAUUGCCGAAGCUGCCGAGCGAAAGAUGACGGACCAGAUCAACAAGCCCAUCAUGCUUAUCCACUUCCCCAAGGCCCUCAAGUCGUUCUACAUGAAGACUCUUGAAGGCGCGCCCGACUUUACGGAGAGUGUGGAUGUCCUUGUGCCCGGUGUUGGAGAGGUUGUUGGUGGUAGUAUGAGAAUUGCCGAUCUGGAGGAGUUGAUGGCCGGUUACAAGAGGGAGGGUAUUCCCCACGAGCCUUACUACUGGUUCACCGACCAGAGGAAGUACGGUACCACCGAGCACGGUGGUUACGGCUUGGGCGUUGAGCGACUCCUUGCCUGGAUCCUCAAGCGAUACACCGUCCGUGACUGCUCAUUGUACCCCCGAUUUAUGGGACGUGCUACUCCUUAG
This is a messenger RNA of Cryptococcus wingfieldii CBS 7118, 1785 nucleotides long. Its product is annotated as asparagine-tRNA ligase. Gene Ontology annotation, cellular component: cytoplasm. The coding region runs from base 1 to 1785 and encodes 594 amino acids. Lineage: Eukaryota; Fungi; Basidiomycota; Tremellomycetes; Tremellales; Cryptococcaceae. Gene Ontology annotation, molecular function: nucleic acid binding; ATP binding; asparagine-tRNA ligase activity. Gene Ontology annotation, biological process: asparaginyl-tRNA aminoacylation. The record is from RefSeq and is a predicted model, not a curated record. The transcript is spliced from 6 exons.